AUCUCUUCACUUGCAUAUAGCGUUAGUAGAAAUCUUCCUAUCGCUCUUUUCCUUUAUAGCCUCUGUAUGCCAAUUAGAGACUUUUCUAUUACUUUUUUGUAUUAAUUAUAGUAUUUUAUCUGUUUACUUGUAUCCCUGCUGCAGAAGAUCAACUUUUUAUUUGAAAAUAUUGCUUAGAAAUAAUUAUGUAGUAUAUUAGCGGUUGAAUAUUAGAAAAGAUGCCGAGAAAAAGGAAAGGUAAAGGAAAGGGUAGAGAUCCUACCCAGCAGACUUUGCAACAGCAAACUCCAGUAGAAGAAGCGGCUUCUUCUCAAGAGCAGGCAGCUGCCAAAAAAGAGUUCCAAGAGGAGGAAAGAGAUAGACCGUCUGUGCCGCCAGCUAGAUUAUUAAAAGCAGCUAAUUCUGGACAGGACGAAACUGUUCUCCAAAAACAAACGAGGAAUCGUGAUAGACAUGUCUUUUCAAAUCAAGAACACCUACAUUCUUCCUGUGAAAUAAGUGAACCUGAAGAGAAGAAACCUGAAUUCACUAGAGAUGAAACAGGUAAAAACUUCCAAACUGAGGGAGAAGAAAGAUAUUCUGAAAAUCUUUUCGAAAAAAUUUCAGGUUUAUCCUUACAGUCUAAAGAAAUGCAAGUGUCCAAAAAAGAAUACUCAAUGGCUACAAGACCAGGCUAUGGAAUUAAGGGUCGCAAUAUCAAACUAAUUGCAAAUUACUUUAUAUUAAAAUUUAAAGAUAUGCCUAUUUAUCAUUAUGAUGUUAAUAUAACUCAAAAUACAAAAGAGGGCGAGAGUAAAGAAAGCAUUAUACACCAAGGAAAUACUUUAAAACAAGCUAAAGAGAAAGGUGUACCUGUUGUUGAACAUGAACAGAAAAGAAAUAUUUGCAAAGAGAAGUGUAGGAAAAUUUUUGCAACUUUAGUGAAAAAUAAAAGGUUACAAAAAUUUUGUCCAGUUUAUGAUGGACAAAAAAAUAUUUUCACAAAUCAAAUUUUACCUUUUCAUAAAGAAUUGUGUGAAAAUAUUGAUAUUGGUGAAAAGAACACUUUCUGUGUAAUUAUAAAACCAGUUAGAAAGGAAGAUGGUAGUAACCUCAUAAAUUUGGAACCAUUGAUGGAAUUAUACCGUGGUCGUUCGAGAGAAAUACCGCAAGAUGCACUGUUAGUUUUCGACACCGUUAUGAAUCAUCGGGAGCCUCCACUGAUCCAAGUUCAACUUCGAAAUUCCUUUUUUAGUCCAAAUCAAAAUGAUUCACGAAAUUUAUUAUCUGGUUUAGAAAUAUGGUUUGGGUACAAUCAAAGCGUUCAUUUAGCACAGAAUUUUCCAGUAGUAGUUGUUAAUUUAGCAGCAAAGGCAUUUCACAAAUAUGGCUCAGUUAUAGACUACGCCUGUGAAAUUUUACGGAUCAAUAUUAUAAAUUGGCCUAGGUUAGAGCCGCUACAAAUUCAAGAACUAUCAGACGCACUAAGAAAUGUUCGUGUUCGAGUGACACAUCAAAAGCAACCUCGACUGUACACGAUAAAAGGAGUAAGGAAUUUGCCUGCCAGAGAGGAAAUGAUGGAAUUCGAAAAAAGAAAAAUUUCAGUUGCUCAGUAUUUUGCUCAAAAAUACAAAACUCUCUGUUACCCUCAGUUACCAUGCCUUCAUAUGCACGGUGGCAACAACAAAACUUACAUGCCCAUGGAAAAUUGUGUAAUAGUUAAAGGGCAAGCUAAAAUUGGUAAACUGAGUGCUGAAACAACAUCUCGAAUGAUAACAAAUACCGCUAUAGAGCCGGAGGAUCGCUUUCAGAAGAUAAUGAAACAUUCUCGGACCAUACAAAAUGUAAGUGGACCAGUAAUGAAUCAUUUUGGUCUUGAAAUGGAUAGUCAGUUCAUGAGAUUGACUGGUCGAAUAAUACCCGCUCCAUCUCUUGCAUAUAGCGGUAACGCUCCAUCACGAAUUGCAAAACCAGAUCGCAAAGGUGUCUGGAGAAUAGAAACUGGAAAAGAAUUCUAUAAAGCAAUGAAAGUUCAAAAGUGGAUAGUAAUAAGUUUUGUUAAGGAAAAGUUUUGUGGGUUUGGUAAAUUGCGAUAUUAUUCUGAAACUUUAGUUACUUCAAGCAUCAAAUGUGGAAUGAACUUACCCCAUCCUUGUGAGAUAAAACUUUUUGAUGACAGAAGCAGUACGGAAGAGGCUAUAUUAUAUGCUAAAAGAUCUGGUGCUGAAUUUGCUAUUAUUGUUCUCUCUAGAAAUGAUAAAAAGCAUUCGUAUGAAGAAGUUAAAUAUCUUGCAGAUAUUAAAUAUAAUUUGGUUACUCAAUGCAUGGAUGAUAAAAGUCUAAGAAAAAUUAACGAUCAAAUAACAACCAAUGUUUGUUUGAAAAUCAAUAUUAAACUGGGGGGAAUAAAUCAUAUAUUUCUGCAAAACCCGCCAACAUUUUCCUCAUCUGUUAUCGUUUUUGGUGCAGAUUGUGUUCACUGGCCUCGAGAUUUUGGAUAUCCCUCUAUAGCAGCAGUUGUUGGAAGUCUUGAUAAAACUGUGUCUAGAUAUGCUUUAAAAUGCGUUCUACAAGAAAAUAAAGAUGACAGUAAACUUUCACAGGAAAUAAUUACAGAAAUGAAAAGCGUUGUAAAAGGUAUUUUAGAGGUCUUUAGUGAGAACAAUGGCGGGGAAAAACCCGAGAAAAUACUUUUCUUUCGCGAUGGAGUUAGUGAAGGCCAAUUGAAGUCAGCUCUUGAAGAGGAAGUAACAGGUAUUCAACAGGCGUGUUCAGAACUGUUUCAUAAGACUUUACCCAUCACAUAUAUUGUUGUUCAGAAAAGGCACCAAACUAGAGUCAGACCUCAGGAUCGUCAAGAAGGAGUUUAUAAAUCGGGUAAUGUCCCUCCUGGCACUACAAUUGAUACAACUAUUACUCAUCCUGUCUUUUUUGAUUUUUUCCUUUGUUCUCAUGAAGGCAUACAUGGUACCAGUAAGCCAGCACAUUAUAUAGUACUUCAUGAUGAUAACCAAUUUACAGCAGAUGAUUUACAACAUUUAUGCCAUUCUCUGUGCUACGCAUAUACCCGUUGCACUCGGGGGGUUUCCAUUCCAGCACCUGUAUUAUAUGCAGACUUAGCAGCAAAUAGAGCGAAAAAAUAUGCUGAUAGAUUCGCCGAGUCAAAAUCUGGAAAAACUCGCCAACCUUUGCCUCUAGAAGUUGUGCAAGCUAUUGAAAAUAUGCACGAUAUGUUCUAUAUAUAAUCAAGAAUAAUAUAUUCUAGGUAUUAUUGUUAAGUCAUUGAUAUUUUAUACAUCAAUGUCGAAUGUCUAUUUAGGCUAAAUUCAUCUGAAGCACAUCUGAAUUUUAAUGGUCAGCGUUGUUUAUUAUGGGAGAUAUACUGAGAUUAAAGAAAACUUCCGUUUGUCCCAGAUGUAUCAGAUUAUUAGAUACCACUUAGCUUUGUGACUUAUUAUAAACAUAACAAAUUAUUGAAAAAAAAAUUCGGAGCAAAAAUAAUGAUGGAAUUUUUGUCAGUUGGACGUUUUUUUUAGUCUUCAAACUGUGAACGAUUUUAACUGCUAUAUGUCUGUUUUUAAUUUCAAAUUUCGAAUGAAUAUUCGUGUACUGGCAAUAAUAAGUAAAACUACUAUUGUUCAUUGUUAUUUCAUUAAGAAAAAGACAUGCACACUAAAAGCUCUUUUUGUCAGUUAUCUAAUUGACAAGUAAGUGGAUGUUGUUUUCAAUUUACCAUUUGUAUUAAAUACUGUAAUCAUUCA
This is a messenger RNA of Stegodyphus dumicola, 3740 nucleotides long. Its product is annotated as protein argonaute-4-like. Gene Ontology annotation, molecular function: RNA binding; protein binding. Lineage: Eukaryota; Metazoa; Arthropoda; Arachnida; Araneae; Eresidae. The record is from RefSeq and is a predicted model, not a curated record.